Gloeophyllum trabeum ATCC 11539 is the source of this 2028-nucleotide messenger RNA. RefSeq lists its product as uncharacterized. The transcript has a single exon. The annotation marks the transcript as partial. The record is from RefSeq and is a predicted model, not a curated record. Lineage: Eukaryota; Fungi; Basidiomycota; Agaricomycetes; Gloeophyllales; Gloeophyllaceae.
UGGGUUGCCAACUCUUUGAGCCCCCAGGAAAUCAGAGACAGAAUGUUGGACAAAAAUUCGACCUUCCGUACUGAGAUGAUCCAAUAUUUAGAAGGAGUUCACCAAGGUGAAUUUAUAGAUCAAACGAAAGAAGAAGUUAAUAAUGAAGUAAGUUAUGCGGCAUCUCAUCCAACAUAUAAAGAUCCCACUGAAACCCUACCUGAUCCACCACCCUACCCCUGUGAUCAUCCUUUUGCAGAGUCUUGUAAUGUGUGUGUGUCUAGUAAAUCAUGGUGGUCUAAAUUUAAAGAUACAGUCAAUGAUCUAUUGCUCAAAUCCAAUAUUCAUCGAGAAUGUGAUGAUCGGUGUUUGGUUAAAGGAGUGUGCAAAGCUAGGUUCCCUAGACCACUAAUAAACGAAACACAUGUAGAUGAAAACACAGGAUACAUUGAAAUGCAGAAAAAAGAAUCAAUGAUCAAUACUUUUACUCCAGCUUUAACAUACCUACUAAGAUCUAACUCAGAUGUCACUAGUUUGUUAUCUGGCACAGCCCUUAAAGCCGUUGUGGCAUAUGUAACAGAUUAUAUAACUAAAACCCCUUUAAAGACUUACACUAUAUUUCAGACAAUAAGAGAUGUGUUUGAUAGGCAAUCCUCUAUACUGGGAGGCGAUCUCAGAGAUCAAGAGAAAGCUCGUAAAUUACUGACUCAAAUAGUCAACUCCUUGACUGUGAAAAUGGAGAUUGGAGCACCCAUGGCAUCUGCUUACUUACUAGGUAAUCCAGACCACUACACCAGUCAUAAAUUUAAAACUGUAUUUUGGAAAUCAUAUGUGGGGGAAGUUCUUCAGUGCUGGGAUGAACCAUCAGGAGUAGACUCACCUGAUUUGAAAUCAGUGGCAAAGAGCAAAGUCAUGGUCCGCAAAACUAAAGAUGGAUAUACACCAUACAGUGUGGUUAUGGACUAUACUCAUCGGUCAAGAGAAUAUGAAGAUAUCAAUUUAUAUGACUGGAUUAGAUUAUCACGAAAGAAAACAAUUCCAAAAACAACAGACAAAGAUAAAGAAAUACCUGAUAACACUGAUGAUGAUGCAUCACUUUCUGGAUCUGAUGAAGAUCCUACUAUAGAUAAUAGAGAAGCUGAAGGUAAAAAGAACAAAAAAACCGAUCCAUAUGAAUUAACAUUUAUCAAUGACCAUCCUCAGCGUAACAAACACUAUAUCAUGUUAGUGAAAGAAGGGUUUGGUGUAGUGCCUAACUUCAUUGGAGGAUCUCUACCUAGACGUGAUGAAGGAGAUCGGGAAUUUUACUGCACUACAAUGAUGACUCUAUUUCAUCCUUGGCGGACAGGUUUGGAUCUAAAAUCAAAGGACCAAACAUGGGACGAUGUGUUUCAUGCUCACAACUUCACAGCACGUCAAGAACAGUUAAUGUCAUACUUCAAUAUUCAAUAUGAAUGCUAUGAUGCCAGGGAUGAUUACGCUAGACAAAAAAAAGGGAAAAAUAAGGCUAUACCAGGGUUACCGAAUAUCUCGGGAGAUGAACUUGAUGAAAGACAUAACCUGAAUGAUGACCACUCUUACUCUGGAUUACAUGAUGACCCUCAAGUCCAUAAUGCUGCUGAAUUUGAAAAAGUUGGAAAUAGUACAAUAAAAAGAAUACAUCAAAUGGAAGAAAUGGAGAAGAUACUAAAUGGCGCGGGAUGGUUAGAAAAAUGUCCCGAACAAAUCACAAUUGAUACGCCGUCGGGAUCGAACUCCAUUGAAUAUAAAAGUAAACAACAGUGGACAGAGCUUAUUCAAAAUAAAAAGACUUCCAUACUAGAAGAAAAGGAAAAACAUCGUCAAAGUAAAGACUCAAAUGAUAAUGCCCAAAACAAGAUCAAAACAAAAUGGAAUGAAGUAAAAAUAGUCGAUCAAUCCUAUCUGUUGAAAGAAUACUUCAAGUCAAGACCAAAUGUAGCGAAAUUGCAAUCAAGAGUCGUUAAAGAAUUUUCAUUGCGUCCAGAUCAAGCAAGGGCAUUCCAUAUAAUUGCGAACCAUGCCAGUGAA